AACAACAACAAAAGAAAAUACAAUCACACCUCAAUUCUCCCCACAAAUAAAUAUUACAAUUCAAAUAAAUAAAAUCAUUUUCUUUUGGAUUUAUUUAUAUAUAAACCAAAUUCUCCAAACAAAAAUCCAAUACAUUCUCCCCAUUAUCAAAUUCCCUCUCUCUCUCUAUAUAUAUAUAUAGAUACACAUAUAGAUAUAACUAUAUCUCUGUCUCUUCUUAAACCACAAAAAAGAUUCAAACUUUUCUCAUUUCUUCUCAAAAAGAUUCAAACUUUCUAUUUUUCUCAACUAUUUUGAUCAUAUUUAUGAUAUUAAUGGAAGAAAAUAUUAUUUUUAAGUUUAAAAAUAUUAAUCUUGAUGAUCAUCGUCUUCAACCUCAAAAUCUCCAUGAAGAUGAAAGUGAACCAGAGGAACCAGAUGAUGAAGCCCUUUCUCUUUCUGAACUUCCUCUAACUAAUAAUUCCAAUCAAGAGUCAUCCUUCAAAACUCUCACUCGUCGAUCUUCUUCAGAGCCACCGGAAUUCUUUGAGUUUUUCAGUGAUGUAAAUUCCGGCGAAAACAUGUCUUCGGCUGAAGACAUUAUCUUUUGUGGAAGAUUAAUACCCUUUAAAGAGCAGUGUUCGGAAAGUCAUAAUAAUGAUAAUAUGAUGUCUUUAAAGAAUGGUAUUAAUUUUCCCGAAGAUUUUCUCAAGAAACAAACAGGUUUCCGGCGACGAUCGGAAUCUUUAUCUGAUUUACAGAGCAGCUCUGUUUCUCGAUCGAAUAGUACUAAAGCUAUGGCGAUGAGGAACAGUCGUUCUUUGGAUUAUCAGAAGCUUCGGAGAUCUCCAAAUUACUCGAUGGUUUCUCCUGCCCCGAUUGAUAUCGAUCGAAAUUCGUCGGUAAAGAGUUCAGGGAAAUCGGAAUCGCCGCCGAAGAAACCGUUCCGACCACGGUGGUCGUCGUUUCUUAUGUUUGGGAUGGCAAGAUUUCCGGCGGAAAUGGAACUCAGCGAUAUAAAAAGCCGGCAAAUUCGACGGAAUCCUUCAACGCUUUUUCCGACCAUCGAUUCCGUCAGUGGGAAUUUACCGGUUAGCCGGAACUCCGGUUCCGGCAAGACCUCAUGGAAGCUACUCAAGGCGUUAAGCUGUAAAGACCAUGCGAGUGUUGCUGUAACGACGUCGCUUUGUGUUUCGCACGUGUGAGUUUUACUUAUAAGAGUCACGUGAAUUGCACGUGGUACUAAUGUUUAUUGAUUGGCCUAUUCUACCCCCAUGAGUUGUGGUUUCAGUUUUGAACUUUUGUUUUAUCGCCGAAGGGUAAAAUGGUCAGAACAAAAUUAUAUAUCACUUCUUGGAUUGUUUGGGAAAAAUGAUAUAUUGAUAUAUUAUUAUUAUUAUUUUU
Molecule: messenger RNA, 1383 nt
Organism: Cannabis sativa
Lineage: Eukaryota; Viridiplantae; Streptophyta; Magnoliopsida; Rosales; Cannabaceae
Exons: 1
Coding region: 306-1184 (292 amino acids)
Source: RefSeq, a predicted model, not a curated record